Molecule: messenger RNA, 1406 nt
Organism: Chenopodium quinoa (quinoa)
Lineage: Eukaryota; Viridiplantae; Streptophyta; Magnoliopsida; Caryophyllales; Amaranthaceae
Product: F-box protein SNE-like
Exons: 1
Coding region: 515-1021 (168 amino acids)
Biological process (GO): regulation of gibberellic acid mediated signaling pathway; gibberellic acid mediated signaling pathway
Cellular component (GO): SCF ubiquitin ligase complex
Molecular function (GO): protein binding
Source: RefSeq, a predicted model, not a curated record
AAAGUUUAACCUGAAAAGACACAUCUUUCGGCUAACAGCAAUAUAAUCAUGAAAAUAAGAGAAGCAAACACUUUAAUUAGCACGAGCACUUUUAGUACUAAAACAAAAUGUAAAUAGUAAAGCCCAUAAUAAAAUGUUAUGAAUGGAAAUGAAUAGAGAAAGAAACAAGUUUGAUCUCCUCGAAAGCAAACAACAAAAGCAACAAACAAACAGCUCUCUCUCAAAAAAAAUUCAUAGAGAAAUAAAGACACACAAAACAAUAUUGGUCCUUUUUUUAGCUUAGCUUACAAUUUCAUUCCUAGACUUGUUCACUUCACUCCUCUUCAUUAACUUUAUCCUUUUGUCCCCUUCUUCUCUCUCCUCGAUUCUCUCUCUCUCUCUCUCUCUAUUUCUCUCUCUUCCAUUUCCAUUUCUCACAAUUAAGUCAAAUCCCCUUUCUCAAUCCCAUUAUAUAAUUCUUAUAAAAGUUUGUUACAUUACAACAACACUCCAUUGAGUAGUAGUAAAAAAGAAAAUGAAAAUGAAAAUGUUUAAUCGAAGUGAUACGAUGACUAUGAAUAAGAAACGAAGGAUGACAAGCGAGUAUUCAAUCAACGACCACCCGGACAUUCUAGUCGAGGUGUUGAAACGCCUCGACGGGAGAUCCCUAGGGGUGGCAUCCUGCGUAUGCAGACUAUGGUGUUCAAUCUCCAAGUCAGAUGAUUCGGUUUGGGAGUACGUCUGCUUUCGACACGUGUCGCCUCCUCCACGUGUUCGGACCCUUGUAUUAGCUCUUGGAGGGUAUAAGCGUCUUUACAUGGUUUGUGUUCGACCCGUACUUGGUCGGUGGGGUGGUCGUGGUCGUGGUGGUGCUGAGUUGACUCGCCGAGUUUGGUCGAGGCAAGGCGCUCAGCUUUUGCUUUCCUUAUUUUGCGUCGAUUAUUACGAGAAGUUGGGCGGCGGUGGUGCCGGUGGUCGGAGGGUUGGGAGUGAUGCGGUUCCGUCGUCUCUAAUGUUCUUGUGUAAGCCAGUUAAUGUUUGAUGAGAAAAAUAUUUGAUUUUAUGAUUUGAUUAAAUUGGAGGGAAGAUAAUUAAGUAGUUGAUCCAACGGUUCUAAUUGAUUGAGUUUAUUUAUUUUUUAAAAUAUUUUGCCCCUCAAUAAAGUGACAAAUUAGAUUCCUCCGUAAUUUAAAUAUCCAAAUUUUGUUCCUUUAUUAAUUAGUUGAAUUAUUUUCGUUUUCCAUUUAACCCCUUGUAUGAUGUACUACGGAGUAGUAAAAAAAUUCUUUUCUAUGGGUAGUGUUAUUAAUACAAAAUAAUUAAAGAAGUGAAAUUUAUUUCUGAAUUUUGAUACUUUAUGUUUUCUUUUGUACAUGGGUAAUUACCAAAAUAUGUUGUUUUGUUUAGCGGUGAAUAAUAUGAGUGGG